Molecule: messenger RNA, 1805 nt
Organism: Oncorhynchus mykiss (rainbow trout)
Lineage: Eukaryota; Metazoa; Chordata; Actinopteri; Salmoniformes; Salmonidae
Product: annexin A2
Cellular component (GO): plasma membrane; nucleus; vesicle membrane
Molecular function (GO): phosphatidylserine binding; calcium ion binding; calcium-dependent phospholipid binding
Source: RefSeq, a predicted model, not a curated record
CCAUGGUUAUAAAAUAAAUGAGCGAGUGCUUCAAGUCCAGCAUAGCCAUAUCCUAUCUGUCCGGCAGCAGCCACACCCUGUUGUCUUAGAAAUAGACUAAAACGUCAAGUCAUUUCAGAGACCUCUCCUGUCAAGCGGAUACGAAACGGGACUAUCAGUUACUCUGUCACUCCCAUCAUGGAAGCUCUGCUGAAGUCUAUGCAUAAUACCUCUCCCAAAGCAAAUUCUCAUGCGAUGUGGUGGGGUACACUGGGCACUGUGCGACCCUUCCCCAACUUCAACUCAGAGAAGGAUGCCCGCGAAAUUCAAACUGCCUUGGAGAGCAAAGCCAGUGACGUGAACACUCUGGUGAGAAUCUUGACCAAUCGAAACAAUGCUCAGAGACAGAGCAUCGCGGAGUCCUACCAUAACCUCACACAGAAGGAGUUGUGUCCUGCCCUGAAGAAAGCUCUGUCAGGGGGGCUGGAGCAACUCAUGCUGGGGCUGAUGAUGACCCCCUCUCAGUUUGACGCCCAUCGCCUCAGACAGUCCAUGGAGGGUAUUGGUACAGACGAAGAGAGUCUAUUGGCUGUGUUGUGUACCAAAUCACCACAGCAGCUUAAAGAUGCCACUAUUGCCUACAAACAGGAGUUUGGACGUUACUUGGAGAAUGAUCUUAUCAGUGAGACUAGUAAAGACUUCACUAAGCUGGUACUGGCCAUACUCAAGAAGGAGGAGCUGAAUUCAAAGGAGAUGGUUGAUUAUCAGCUCAUUGACCAGGAUGUUAAGGCUCUAAAUGAUGCUGUGAAUGGUAAGAAAAAGGACCCAGCCCCCUGGAUUCAGGUGUUAACUACGAGAGACUCAAACCAUCUCAACAGAGUGCUAUCCAGGUUGGAGGAUCUGAGAGGGGAGACUGUGGAUAAAACAGUACAGAGUCACUUCUCUGGGGACCUGAGGCUUGGCUUCCGCACUCUGGUUGGCUCCAUCCCAAGCAUUCCUUUGUUCCUGGCCCAGCGGCUACACAGCAACAUUAAGAAAGGCAGUUUAGUGCAGGGGAUUCUUAUCAGCCACAGUGAAGAGGACCUCCUCUGUGUGAGAAUCGAGUAUCGCAAACUGACCAACAUUUCACUCUACUCUACAUUGCAGAAAGAAUACAAAGGGGAGAUGCAGCAGGCUCUCCUAGCCUUGUGUCGAUCUGAAGACCUGUAAAGGAAGAAUUCCUUUUAACCUACACACAGUAUUGUCACACUGGUAUAAUGGGAUCAGAAGACAGGUGCAGGAAUGCGUAAUAGGGUUUUUUAUUUAUCCAAAUUACAGCGUGCCAUGUACAGGCACGGCGACGGCGACCAAACAAACACUAUACAAAACACAGGGUUGAGACCCAAACAAAAGAGCGAGGAGUACCUUGAAUAAAGACACAAUCACACAAUGAUUAUCACACGGGACGAGACCCGUAAUCAUCUGCACAAUAUACGUGGCACGAAAUCCAAAACAACACAGCACAGGUACUCACACGACCAACGGACAUUGGAACAAUAAACGACAGGACAAUGGUGAACAAAGGGCACACUUAUACAAUUACUAAUCAACUGGGAAUAGUGACCAGGUGUGCGUAAUGACAGUUCUGGAGGGAUCUGUGACAAGUACAUAUUAUUUCCGUUGUUGUAACCUAAUAACUGGUAUUGUGUCACUCCAUUAAACAAUUUACACGUCUUUGAUAUUUCAGCACAUUUUGCCAUAAUUUGACCAAGUCUAUUACACCCAUAGUGCUAACUAUUAUGAAGUGGUAAUUUGCCUUAAAGUAAACGAAUUUCAAACAUCUCACA